Messenger RNA from Microstroma glucosiphilum, 2604 nucleotides. RefSeq lists its product as hypothetical. The transcript has 3 exons. Gene Ontology annotation, biological process: regulation of DNA-templated transcription; DNA-templated transcription. The record is from RefSeq and is a predicted model, not a curated record. NCBI's taxonomy places the organism in Eukaryota, Fungi, Basidiomycota, Exobasidiomycetes, Microstromatales, Microstromataceae. The coding region runs from base 254 to 2137 and encodes 627 amino acids. Gene Ontology annotation, molecular function: DNA-binding transcription factor activity, RNA polymerase II-specific; zinc ion binding; DNA binding.
CUCUCCUCUCUGCCGCUUUCUCACGCAUCCAAUCUUCCGGAUCCCACCGCAAACACCCGUAUCUCCCCCCCUCCUCCUCCCUCACCCGAUCCCUUUGUUCGAGCCGAGGAAAGGAAUCAGUACACACCAUCUGACUGCACAUCACAGUGACUGACAGCCCGUCCAGUCUCGGCGUUCUUCCGAAUUCAUCACCCUCUUAAGACCGCCCUGGAAGAUUUCUCCAUCGAGCACACCCCUCAUCACCUUCACCAAAAUGCUCAACCACAGCUGCCAACGCUGUCGGUCCAAGAAGCUCAGAUGCGAUGGAGAGCAGCCAUGCUCCAAUUGCGCCGUCAAAGGUCUCGAUUCCUCCUGCACCAGACCCCUUCGAAAGGAGAGGCCCAGGAGGAAGGACGGUCCCCGGCAAAAGCUGCACAUUGGCCUGUCUUCACGCGUGGGCCACGAAGAGACGAGCUCCCCCAGGAGCAGCAGCGAAAAUGUCAGCGACGGUCAAAUCGCACCCAUUGUUCACAGCGUGGCCGCGACAUCGCUCGGCCAUCCUCGUGAUGGACGUGUCGUGUCGCCGAGCGGAUCUCAUCAGUCCUAUCCUUCUCCCCCUGUGCCGGGCUCCGCCUCAAGCUACGCUCGAUCAAAAGUGUCUUCCGUACGCAGGACGCUCACAAGCGGGCCCUCGUACGAAGACAGGACGAUGCAUGACGUUGCUUCCUCCUCUCCCAGUGGCCUCUCCAAGCCUAUCAAGUCACCCGCAGAGCAAUUCACAAGAGCACCGUCUUCAAUGGGCGCGUUCAGACUCACAUCUGCUCAGGUCAUCGAAGCUCGUUACCUACUCGGCUCCAUCCCUGCAGCUAUCAGGAUCUUGAAGUACAUCUUCGCAUGGAGAUGUCAGAGCACAUCACACAGUGCAGUCCAUGUGCCAACGCUCAAGCGAAUCAUUCGACAAAUCUACGACGAUGAGUGGGCUCAAGAGGUGACGCAAGAUCAGCUCUGUCUGCUCCUGAUGGCCAUUGCUAUCAGUAUCCAAUUCGCGCCUCGCAAAGGUCCUUAUGCUCACGUCUGGAAGCUCGUAGAGGGCAUGGGACCAGCCAUCGCCCCUGAGGAGAGGCAGGGAAAGCUUCACUACAUGGCAAGAUCCAUCUUUGAGAGCAGACUACAACCCUCAAGCUGCACACUGGAAGGCGUACAGACUGCAAUGCUUCUAUUGCUAUACGACCUCGACGAAGACAACUUCAAAGAGAACCUCUUCAAUUGGUCCAUCAAAGUAGCCAAGUCUCUGCGGCUCGAUCACAUCGGUCGGCCCUUGAAUGGAGUACCAACGGUGGAGAAUGAAAUGGGAACUCGUGUCUGGUGGUUUUUGGUCUGCAGAGAUGGCCUGGCAGGUCUCAGCACAGGCACAUUUGCCAUUGACCCCUCGCAAUUUACCACUCGAGUGCCUAUGCUCAUCUCGGAUGAUGAUCUGGCCCACGGUAAAUUGUCAAACAGAAUUGUAGCCGAAUCCAGCACAGUCGCCAGUUCCCUACCACUCAUCAACCUUGCAGGGGUGGUACGGCGGCUGGUAGACAUCAAAUCAAAAGGCGACAUCGUUGGUCAGGAGUACUCUGAUCUCGUAGCGGACGCCUUUGAUCAAUACGCUGAAGAGCUUCCCGCCAUCUUCAGUCUGGGAGCCUCAGCGAUCAAUGUUCCCAGGACCGGUGACGACACGAGUGUCUACGUCAGACAGCGACUCGAAACGGAGCGAUGGCUACUGCACCAGCAAAUCUUCCAUGCUUACCUGCAACUCUAUGAGAUCCGUCUCGAUGUCAAGGUCUGCGAUCAGGUCGUCGGAUUGGCUCUUCAUAUUCUGCAUUUGCAGGACAAGGUCCGAGACAGGUGCGCCAUCGUAGAUGGACUCAGGAUCAAUGUCACGGGUGUCAUGAGAGCCAUCACCGUGAUGACGAUUGACCUUCUCCAGAAACACAAGAAUUCCAAGGUCUCCCUAGUGCGACAAUUGACAUUGGUGGGAAGAGAUGGCAUGGAGGGACAAGACGAAGAGCACGAUGCCCUCCAACUCCUUCUGCCUUGGCAGCAUCCUCACUGCUCCCAUUCCGGCCAUGAUGGAUCGAGCUUCGACAGCUUCGCUAUCGCCUUCCUCUGUCAAUGAUCUGGGAACUGGUAUGACCGUCUCUCCCACCCUCUCCUUCGCUUCCUCUAUCCAGCGUGGUGUGGACAAGGGUGCAGCAAUGGGAGGAGCGCCCUCUUUCGGAUCGGGCGGGAACAAUGACGGUGGUGGGCAGUAUGGCUCGCCACAGCAGCUGCACAAUCGACUCUACCAUCAAGAGAGUCGUACGAGUAUGUACUCGAAUUCUGUGCCGGCCAGCAGCACCAGUGGUGGAUCACCUUCAGGUUCCAUCGAUCCUUAUGGUGCCGAUAGCACUGGCAGGAGCAGUAUGACUCCUAACGAAGAGGUGGUAGACAAGGGCAGAGCGGGACAUCAAGGUGUCUCUCAGCGCUCGCCCGCCCACUUCGGACACCCCGGCCGCGGUCAAGGCGGUACAGGAGGCUACACGACGCACGAAGCGAGUUCUGGCAAUUCGCUUUCCUCUUCCAGUCUAGCCCAGCCGUCAAGUC